Molecule: messenger RNA, 1695 nt
Organism: Scleropages formosus (Asian bonytongue)
Lineage: Eukaryota; Metazoa; Chordata; Actinopteri; Osteoglossiformes; Osteoglossidae
Gene: grk1a
Product: G protein-coupled receptor kinase 1 a
Exons: 7
Coding region: 1-1695 (564 amino acids)
Biological process (GO): regulation of opsin-mediated signaling pathway; signal transduction; visual perception
Cellular component (GO): cytoplasm
Molecular function (GO): rhodopsin kinase activity; ATP binding
Source: RefSeq, a predicted model, not a curated record
AUGAUGGACAUUAGUGGUCUGACCACUGUGGUGGCCAAUUCAGCCUACAUCUCAGCUCGUGGCAGCUUUGAUGGCACAGCCAACCCUGCAGCAAACCGGGAUAAGAAGUACCAUUCCAAGCUGAAGCUCCCUCACAUCACAGUGUGUGAGGACCUGCAGGAGAAGCUGGACCUGCAGUUCCAAAGCAUAUGUGUGGAGCAGCCCAUUGGAAAACGUCUAUUUCAGGAGUUCUUGGAGACUACUAAUGAGUACAAGGGUCCUGGACGGUUGUGGAAGGAUAUUGAGGAGUAUGACACAGCUGAGGACAAGGUCCGUGCCCAGAAGGCUUCAAAGAUCCUGGAGCGCUACAUGGAACCUUCUGCCAAGUAUUUCUGCCCCUUUUUGCCUGAGAAUGGCAUCACCAAGGUCAAAGAGAGGCACCAGGAUGCUGCAGAUGACUUAUUUACAGAGACACUACAGAAUGUGCUGGACUUUCUGAAGGAGGUUCCCUUCACCUUUUACUUGGAAACCAUGUACUUCAAACGGUUUCUGCAGUGGAAGUGGCUGGAGAUGCAGCCCAUCGGGGAGGACUGGUUUCUGGAUUUCCGCAUCCUGGGAAAGGGUGGCUUUGGGGAGGUGUCAGCCUGCCAGAUGAAGGCCACAGGCAAGCUCUAUGCUUGCAAGAAACUCAACAAGAAGAGGCUCAAGAAGAGAAAAGGCUAUGAGGGGGCAAUGGUAGAGAAGAGGAUUCUUGCUCGAGUUCACAGUCGCUUCAUUGUGUCAUUAGCCUAUGCCUUCCAGACUAAGACUGAUCUUUGUUUGGUUAUGACCAUCAUGAACGGAGGAGAUCUCAGGUUCCACAUUUACAAUGUGGAUGAAAACAACCCGGGCUUCGAGGAGCCACGUGCCUGCUACUAUGCUGCUCAGAUCAUCUGCGGUCUGGAACACCUUCACCAGAAGAGGAUUAUCUACAGGGACCUGAAGCCUGAGAAUGUACUUCUAGACAAUGAAGGUAAUGUCCGCAUAUCGGACCUUGGGUUGGCAGUGGAGCUGAAGGAUGACCAGUUUAAGAUCAAAGGCUAUGCUGGAACUCCAGGGUUCAUGGCCCCAGAGCUACUGAAAGGUGAGGAGUACGACUACUCAGUGGACUACUUUACCCUGGGUGUUACUCUGUAUGAAUUUAUUGCGGCCAAAGGUCCCUUCAGAACACGAGGGGAGAAGGUGGAGAACAAAGAAGUGAAGAAGCGAAUUCUGAAUGACCCAGUGACCUAUACUGAAAAGUUUAGCGAGAACGCCAAGUCCAUCUGCGAGGGGUUACUUGCCAAAGAGGUGGACAAGAGACUGGGCUUUAAGAAUGGCGGCUGCGAUGAAUUACAAGCGCACCCAUUCUUCAGUGGAAUCAACUGGAGAAAGCUGGAAGCAGGAAUCCUACCACCACCAUUUAUUCCUGACUCUAGGACAGUAUAUGCCAAGGACCUGGGUGAAGUGGGUGCCUUCUCCACAGUAAAGGGAGUAGCUCUGGAAGACCCUGACAAGGAGUUUUUUAAUGAGUUUGCCUCUGGCAACAUUGCCAUCCCAUGGCAAGAGGAGAUGAUUGAAACAGGUAUAUUUGGGGAACUGAACCAGUGGGGUCCUAAUGGUGGUGUCCCCAACGACCUACGGCGUGAGUCAAUCCUAGAGCAGCCUCCCAAGUCUUCAACCUGCUCUAUCUCAUAG